CGCGCGCCCAGCCCCCGCGAAAAUCGCCGCAACCGAACGCCCGCCUGCGCGAAACGCCCGCACGCCCGUCUGUCCGCCGCAGCGCAUGCUCCGCGCAUCCCGCCGCGAAUCCCUCCGCUGUCGAACCGCCCUCGCCGUUCUCCAGCGGGGCGCUCCAAGAACUCCACGCAUACCAUGUGGGUGCUGCUCCUCAAGACGCACCGCUCGCUGGGUGCCUCGCCUCGCUAGCCUCCGCCGCCGUCGCGCUGGGCGAUGCGGCCAGGCAUACGGUGGCCGGGGAGAGGACCUACGCGCGAGGCCCGCAUGGUAGUCGCCGCCGGCGAGAGCCCCCUGGUGCGCUCUAGGUUCUGGUGCGCCAUGGACCCCUCCCUGUUCGAUGCACAUUCUCCCUCCCCGACGCUCUAUCCCUAGAUCCACUUCUCGCGUCGCUCUCCCGUCGCCCCCGGCAAGCUCGCCUUCUGCAAUUGCCACUCCGCGCUGCUUGCGAUGUCAAGCCAGCCACCAUCCACCCGUACAUCGCCUGACACUAAGGUGCCGAGGACCGGGGAGCUGGCCCUGAGGAGGGCGAUCCCCGCUAACCCGAACAUGAAGGCCAUACAGGAAUCGCUGGAGGAUAUUUCGUACUUGUUGAGGAUACCGCAGAGGAAGCCGUACGGUUCCAUGGAGGGCGAUGUGAAGAAGUCCAUGAAAAUAGCAAUGGACAACAAGGAGGCAAUCCUGGCAAGCAUUCCUGAAGAGCAUAAGGAGGAGGGUGCCAAGCUAUAUACCUCAUUACUCGAAGAGAAGCAUGAUAGCUGA
Molecule: messenger RNA, 798 nt
Organism: Zea mays
Lineage: Eukaryota; Viridiplantae; Streptophyta; Magnoliopsida; Poales; Poaceae
Product: peptidyl-prolyl cis-trans isomerase CYP37, chloroplastic-like
Exons: 4
Coding region: 487-798 (103 amino acids)
Source: RefSeq, a predicted model, not a curated record